GUCUCCCAGCAAUGAUCACUUACUCCAUGCUAUAUAACCAGCCAUGCUCCCCUGCUUCGUGCUCCAAUCGCGAUGACAGAACAAGUAUUUCGCCUUAUUCCUGCAACGCAGAACUUUCCAUGGGGGAAGAAAGGGAGCAGCUCACUGGUAGCCCAGCUCGCUGACGGCGCAGGCAUACCAGAUUUCAAAACAGACGAAUCAAAGUCCUAUGCAGAAGUUCGUGGUCCACUAAAAUACUAUGCACGCAGUAUAACAUUCCAUAGAUGUGGAUUGGUACUCACCCCAACGCGCCAACACGAGUCCAUUCCACCAGACAGCUGCUCUCAGAGCAUCUCGCAGCCCACCCAGAACUCGUCGGAGAAUCCGCCUUGAAGCGGUUCGGCUUGGAAAACGGACAGAUUCCAUUCUUGUUCAAAAUCUUGUCUUUCGACAAGGCGCUCCCCGUGCAGAUCCAUCUUGACAAGCAUACCGAGGAACACAUAAAUUCAGAACAUCCCAUGGACUCAAACCAUAGAUCAGGAAUGGCUCUAGCCCUCUCCAAUUUCAGUACUCUCUGCGGUUUCCUCCCAACAUCCCAAGUAUCCGAGUUCCUCUCCUUCGUCCCAGAGUUCGCUUCCCUCUUCUCAGCCGAUAUCAUAGCACACUUCAAAUCAGUGGCGCGUUCGCCUGACAAAUCAGAACGCAAAGCAGCCCUCAAAGACCUGUUCUCAUGCUAUGCCCAGGUAGAUAAGGAAAAAGCUGCGGCGCAACUCAAACGUCUUAUAGAGCGAUAUCAAACUGGAAAAGAAGCCGACGAAGAGAAGGUUGUAAAAUCGCUCGUUUUGCGGUUGCAUGAGAUGUACCCUAACGAUAGCGGCAUCUUUUGCGCUUUCAUACUCAACUACUUCGAUUUAAAGCCUGGACACGCCUUCUCCGUCGCCACCGGGGAGCCCCACGCAUACAUCACAGGAGACAUGAUCGAAUGCAUAGCAACGUCCGACAACACCGUCCCCCUCGCUUUCUCCUCCUCAUCCAACCUCGACAUCUCCACCUUCCUCUCAAACGUCGCAUACAACCCAACCCCAGGCAAAACUCUCAUCCAACCCACAAUGUUCACCCGCGGGAGCACGCACACGUCCGGAUCGCUUCUAUACAACCCGCCCAUUGACGAACUGGCAGUGAUGCAAGUCAUCGUGGCGAAAGGAGGGGUUGAGAGCCAUCAUAAGCUGAGAGGGCCGAGCAUUGAUAUUGUGGUCGAGGGCGAGGGGACGGUAGUGUGGGCGGAGGGAGCGAAGAGGUUAGGGGUGAGGAAGGGGCAGGUGGUGUUCAUCGCUGCGGGGACAGAGGUCAAGUACUCGGCGCUUGAGACGGCGUUGAAGCUUUAUAGGGCUUUUGUGGAGGUUGCUUAGCGUUUAGGAUGGUUCGAUUUUGAUAUUUUUGCCUAGCCUGUGUUCUGUAGAGAAUCAUCAUGUAAGGGUUAUAUCCGUUGAUGAUCAUCCUUCUAGCGUGAUUGUUGGAGAGACUCUCCAAUAUCG
This is a messenger RNA of Suillus subalutaceus, 1514 nucleotides long. RefSeq names its product RmlC-like cupin domain-containing protein. The record is from RefSeq and is a predicted model, not a curated record. The transcript has 3 exons. NCBI's taxonomy places the organism in Eukaryota, Fungi, Basidiomycota, Agaricomycetes, Boletales, Suillaceae. Gene Ontology annotation, biological process: GDP-mannose biosynthetic process; carbohydrate metabolic process. Gene Ontology annotation, molecular function: zinc ion binding; mannose-6-phosphate isomerase activity. Bases 264 to 1388 code for a protein of 374 amino acids. Gene Ontology annotation, cellular component: cytosol.